CAGAACACUAAUUCCGACUGCCAAGAUAAAUUAUUAGAUGAUAGACUUAAGAAUGUCGAUCAGAAAAUGAUAGAUUUAAUUAUGAAUGAGAUCAUUGAUCAUGGCCCUACCGUCACAUGGGAUGAUAUAUGUGGAUUAGAUUUCGCUAAGAAAACUAUCAAAGAAAUUGUCGUUUGGCCAAUGCUUAGGCCUGACAUUUUUAAGGGCCUUCGAGGCCCACCAAAGGGUCUCCUCUUAUUUGGACCUCCAGGCACUGGCAAGACCUUAAUAGGGAAAUGUAUCGCCGGUCAAUCGAAUUCCACAUUUUUUAGCAUAAGCGCCUCUUCAUUAACCUCUAAAUGGGUUGGAGAGGGUGAAAAAAUGGUUCGCGCUUUAUUUGCUGUGGCUAGAUGUCAACAGCCGGCUGUAGUCUUUAUUGACGAAAUUGAUUCCCUACUUACUCAGAGAACUGAUGGAGAAAAUGAAGCUUCUCGUAGGAUAAAAACUGAGUUUUUGGUACAAUUGGAUGGUGCUGCAACGAGUACUGACGAUAGACUGUUGGUUAUAGGAGCGACCAAUCGGCCUCAGGAAAUUGAUGAGGCUGCUCGACGUCGACUGGUUAAGAGGCUAUAUAUCCCGUUACCCCAAGCACCGGCUCGAAGACAAAUCAUUCUAAACCUAUUAGCGCAGCAAAAUUAUAGCCUAAUCGAUACAGAGCUUGAUGAAAUUUGUCAACGAUCUGAAGGCUACUCCGGCUCCGAUAUGAGUAAUUUAUGCCGUGAAGCAGCCCUAGGUCCUAUUAGAUCAAUUGACUAUUCGGAUAUACAAAAUAUUUCUGCGGAUCAGGUUCGGCCUAUUGUCUUUACCGAUUUUGAUGCUGCGUUUCUGCAAGUGCGUCCUAGCGUUUCAGAAAAAGAUUUGGAUUUGUAUGUGCAAUGGAAUCGACAGUAUGGUAGCGGAGAAGCACGUUAA
This is a messenger RNA of Trichoplax adhaerens, 951 nucleotides long. RefSeq lists its product as uncharacterized. The annotation marks the transcript as partial. Gene Ontology annotation, molecular function: ATP binding; microtubule severing ATPase activity; ATP hydrolysis activity. Lineage: Eukaryota; Metazoa; Placozoa; Uniplacotomia; Trichoplacea; Trichoplacidae. The record is from RefSeq and is a predicted model, not a curated record. The transcript has 10 exons.